AUGCUUGGUCUAUUCACCCUUCGCUGCCAGCUUCAUGACUGGCUCCAUGGUCCGCCUCGAGAAGAUACCGAUGGCAAUCUUUCGAGCUAUUUUGCCAGUCAGUGGCGGCAACCAUUGUCACGCCAGCUGAGUGCCAGGAUUGAUCUCGACCUGCCAAAGGUCGAUUUCUUCUAUGCUGGUAUCUUUGAUCCAACUUUUAAUGCAGAAAUGCCAAAGAAGUACAAGAUUGAUCUCGACUUCGUCAACGCACAUGGGCAGCAUUUGCCCGUACAGUGGGCGAAACUGCCGUUGAUGUGGGCGAUUUCGAGUAUUGCCUUUUCCUUCUUCGUCCAGGGUGCUGUGAUCUUGACGUCCACAACGUGGUACAGGUCUUCAACGCCUUUGCACGGAUUGCUGAUGCUAUGUGCUGCCUUAAAGGCGAUCGAACUUGUGGUCCGUGCAGAGCUCUUCCGAGUCCUCUCUCUAGAUGGCGAUGCACCGCCCUGGAAGCUGAAGGUCUGGAGGCUUCUGCACUACGUGACUGACACCUUUGAGCUGUUGGUGAUGGUGUUGAUCGCCCUAGGCCAUUCCGCCGGCUACGAUGGGAUGCAACAAGUUUUGCUUCCCACGGUCACGCCAGACGGUCGGCAGAGCCCCGCCAUGUGUCAACAGCUGCACCGUCUCAGGCCGGUGACUGUCUUGACGCCUGUGUCAACGAUGAGUUGGAGACAAUCCGUGGAGGCAGAGCUCUCGCAAUGUCGCUCCUGGAAGAAAGCCUUGGAGGUGAUCGAAUUCCUGCAGGGUGAAUGGUGCAAUGCAGAUGAUUCGAACGAGAGCUACUUUGUCAUGGGAACCUCUGUGAGACGGACAAACUCUCAGGGUACAAAGACGUUCGAAAAAUACUUGAGAUGGGAGGACCAAUGGGAUGCUAUCUCCUGGGGACCCAACCAAAAAUUCUAUCUAGACACGCCGCAGCCACAGGAUGAGACCGUGCACUGGAGCACCUACAAACGGGGCGCAAAGCCUUUCCGUUGGAACCGACCAAGAGCUCCAGUUGUCCUCAUCCCCACAAAGCCGCAGCCGAAAGCGCGGCCAAAGCAGGAGCCGGCGCCAGCGGUGGUGCCGAAGCUGGCACCUAAGCCUAAGAAGCGUCCGCAGCAGAGUCCGCAACAAGUUGAAGGUGCCUUGCGCCCGCCAGAGCCGGCGAAGGUGCCAAACGAUGCAGCGGCAGAAGCAAAGUGGGCUGCCAAGUGGGAUUGGGCAUUCGGUGCUGGAUUUUCGCAGCCGUCCAUGUCAAGCCCAGCGAUGGUGCUCGCUGAUCGCGACAGAAACAACGAGUGGUUUGACUUUGCAAGGAAACUCUUUAUUCAGAAUGCUCCUGAAAAUCCGCGAGACUUCUUGGUAAGACCUGAAGUGCGCGCCAUGUACGAGGGUAGCGAAAUCAAAGUUCAAUGGCGAGAGACCUUGGCUCCUGGUGAAGCGGUCUUAGAACGAAGCACUUCCAUGUGGGUCAUGAAGAUGGCCUCGGUGUUAUUUGGAAACUUCCAAGGGCUGAGCAACUUCUUCUACGACAGUUUGCCAACUUUGGCCCGGCAUCAGCUUCGUCGGGAUUUCCCCGAGUCUGGGGACUGCACCUAUGUCGGCCAGGAAUGCCUGUUGAUUUCUCGCAGGGAACCUGGCGAAAGGUCGCGCUUUCAGGUGGUCUUGGUCUUUCGCACCCCAGAAGAUCGCUGGGCACAUUGGGCUUGGCCUCUCUACGCGAUGAUCACAGAUAUGUAUUACAAGGCGAUGGUCAGGUUCUUGAACAGACCUGAAGCCCAAGACAUGCGCGCAACGGACUCCAAUUUCUACCUGGUUCUUGCCAUGCGAAGCUUCAACCGUGGACCACCGAUGAUUCCGCAUAGGGGCACUGACCCUGCAGAAAUCACAAUCUCAUCUGGUCAGGACAUGGGCUUGGCUUCUUGGAGCCGCUUCUGCUCGAGCCGCAAGGGCUUUGUUCUGGCCGAAUACCUGAAAGUUUUUGUGGAGAAGUUGGGGUACAACUUGCAGACCUACGAAACCUUGGACAGCUGCAAACUCGUUCCCUACCAGUGUGUGGUGAAACGCAGCGACUGGGAGCAGCUCCGCGAGAGCUUCACCCUAGCCUUCCGGCUACAAAAGGCCGCCUAUCGCCGAGCCAACGGGGGCAAAAUGGCCCCAUCCUUGGUGGAAGAUGCAGAAGCACAUUGGACAGCCCAUGGAAAAUAUGGAAAUGGGUGUUUUCUGAACAGCCAGAGCGAGGCACUGCCUCAGGCUACAAUGAUCAAGACGGUGGUGCGAAACACCUUCCUGGAGCUUGAAGAAGAUUUGGCUGGGAAUGAUGAGGAUGAUCGCCCAAUGAGGAGGACCAAAAGCGACGCACUGAGUGAUGCACUGAGUCUUUGA
Molecule: messenger RNA, 2403 nt
Organism: Cladocopium goreaui
Lineage: Eukaryota; Dinophyceae; Suessiales; Symbiodiniaceae
Source: the annotation of a GenBank genome assembly